AUGGCCCAUCUACCCGGGGAGAACCCCCCUGACGAGGAAGCAGUACUCACACCUGACACCGAGGGAGCACCUGAGGAGGACACGCCCCCCGAGACCACCCCGGUACGAAAACAAACUGGUCAGAGCCGACCACAUACGCUCGUGUACGAAGACACGACAGCCAUACCGGCAUCAGAGGUAGCCGAUGAGCCCAGUGGGACACCUACCCUCGAGGACGAGCCCCAAGGACCCCUCAUCGAGUGGCCCUCCGACGUUGACAUGGACGAACCCACGACUACACCAGGACCGCCAGAGGACGGCGUCGGGGCACUUUCGAUCACCGUGCUCUCUGACCCUCUCGGCACCCCGACAGAAGACUGCGAUGCUGAUACCAUCCCCAUGGUGACGGAACCAGACGACGAGGCCACCGACCUGGGGCCACCUGGCAUUUCAGAGCGGGAGAGACGCCCGUACCAAACUACGCCGCGCCCGGCCCCGGACGAUCUACGGCCAGAUGCCACCUCGUCUCCCCACGGGCCCCUGGGCCCAGGAGACGCCCCAGGGAACCUUCCCCAGAGGACCCGCCUACCACCCAGUUACCUGGACGACUAUGUACGGGAGAAGGCGCCACGAGCCCCCACCAACAUACCACCACCCAGACAUCCGACGCGGGACCAUCCACCUCCAGAGCGCAGGCCCUACCAGCUGCCGGACCACCCCAGACAUUCGACGCGGGAUGACCCAGGUCCAGAGCGCAAGCCCUACUAG
Molecule: messenger RNA, 747 nt
Organism: Bacillus rossius redtenbacheri
Lineage: Eukaryota; Metazoa; Arthropoda; Insecta; Phasmatodea; Bacillidae
Exons: 1
Coding region: 1-747 (248 amino acids)
Source: RefSeq, a predicted model, not a curated record